UGACUUUGAAGGCCCAAUAUCAACACUGAUAAAAGUUAACAAAAAUAGAAAAAGAAGAAUAGUUGAAGAAAGUUCUAAAGAGGAUGACUUCGUUAAGCCACUCCCAAAAAAGAAAAAAGAUGACAAGAAGUCUAAGAUACAGACAAAAAAACAUUCAAAAAAGGUGGAACAACCUAAAACAGAACAUAGGGAAUUCUUCAAAUACAACGAAGCAAUACUGUUGAGAUGCCAACCUAACUCAUACAUGGAUACUGUGAAGAAAUUUUCAAAAAAACAGGUUGAAGAGGUAAGGAAUAUGGGAUUUGGUGCUAUUCUAGAUAUCAAUAUCAACCAUAUUUCGACACGAUUGGCAUAUUGGCUAGCCAGAAACUUUGACGAGAAGUUCGAUAAGCUAAACGUAGGAAAACACCAAAUAAAAAUAACAUCGGACAAAGUUUACGAGGUAUUUGGAAUACCAAAGGGGCCAAAGAAGGUUGAAAUAAUAGCCGAUAAGAGAAAAGUCAAAAAGCAGGAGAAAAUUGAAAAAAGUCAAGAACCGGGAAUUGCUGUCAGGGAUACAUUCAUCAGCCAGUGGGGGGUAAACAGGAGAAUUACCCAUGGCUUAAUUGCAGAUACAAUGGAAAAUCAAAGAGACGAGGGGAGCAUGUUUAAAUUAAAUUUCCUUGUGUACUGGAUGACCUUCUUUGCGGAGAUUACAAAGGAAACGCUUGCAAAUGAUAGAUGUUUGCUUGGUGUAGGAGAUGUUGAGGAAAUACAUAAUCUAGAUUGGUGCUCAUAUCUACUCGAAACCUUGUGUCGUACACGAGCGGGCUGGAAGAACUAUAAAAUACAGUUCGUGGGACUUGUUGCCUUUCUUACGCUUCUAUACACGCAUGAGUACAACAAAAGGCUUAACCUAUUUGAGAAAGCCGUGGAGAUACCAGUUAUUCGUUAUAUCACAUCUUCGGAGAUUGAUAAAGUCGAAGAUCAUAUUUCGGAUAACGGACCUCUAUGGAUAUCAAGUGAGAGUGAAGAAGAAGAAAAUGAAGAAGAAAAUGAAGAAAAAAAUGAAGAAGAAGAAGAGGGUCCUUCAACGGAGGAUUAUACACUACGACCACCGGUUGACACCACAAUAAACUACAAAAGAAGGACUACGCGUACAGUACAAAACAAAGAAACCGGGGAAGAGCCAAAAGAUAACGAGAACAUUGAUGAUUUCAUGGAUUUCAGUUUUGAAAUCCAUGAAAUGUCUCAGUUGAACCUUGAGUUUGGAGUUGGAACACAGACACAGAAAAUGAUGGAUUAUUGCUCCUGCUCAACUUUCACCAUCGGUAUUCUACGACACAGCCCGUGAACAAGAACUAGAGGCUUCGAGAACCAACAAAAAGGUAUGCGCAAAAAAAAUAUUAAUUUCACUUAAUCCAUU
This is a messenger RNA of Helianthus annuus (common sunflower), 1405 nucleotides long. RefSeq lists its product as uncharacterized. The coding region runs from base 245 to 1333 and encodes 362 amino acids. The transcript is spliced from 2 exons. The record is from RefSeq and is a predicted model, not a curated record. NCBI's taxonomy places the organism in Eukaryota, Viridiplantae, Streptophyta, Magnoliopsida, Asterales, Asteraceae.